Molecule: messenger RNA, 1677 nt
Organism: Hypoxylon trugodes
Lineage: Eukaryota; Fungi; Ascomycota; Sordariomycetes; Xylariales; Hypoxylaceae
Exons: 1
Coding region: 208-1464 (418 amino acids)
Source: RefSeq, a predicted model, not a curated record
CUACCUUCUACAUCAUGCACCUUAUCUUAUAAUGAAGCGACGACGAUAACCCGAGUUCAAUGGAGACGACUGGGACACCGUUCAAUUAGAUAAAAUCUGAAAUCGGCUUCAAUUUAAUAAGUAACAUCGAAUUGUGACAUCCAGAUGUCCCUGCAAUUCCGGACCUAACCAUCACAUCGUCAUUGUCACUAUCGCUGAACAUUCAAGAUGGUAGUCCGAACAACUUCGCUUAACUCUAUAAAGAAUCUUCUCCCAAAGAUACACCAACCCUUACCAAUAAGCCGCCGCGACUCUCAACAAUUACUCGAAUCCAUCACUACCUCUUUCCGAAGGAACCUUGACGAGGAACACCCAUGGGAACAUGGCAACGAGCCAGUAUCGCAGAACUCGAUUCCCCAAAGCAGAAAACCUACUGCUUCGACAUUCAUAAACUCAAAUUCCUCAUCACCGUCUCCUGCGUCGACAGAUAUUUCGAAUCGCCAACGUCCUACAGACCGUCAUCUACGCGCCAUUCUCUCCAACCCACUUUUUGCUCAUCAAAAUAACAAGAAGUCGCCAGCGGCCCGUAGAAGCCAACUCGAUGUAUUCGACCAUGCCGUAGCGAGAGGGCUUAUGACACCCCGGCGCGCUGCUGGUUUCCUUGCCAAAGUGAGAUCAGAGAUAGUAGGCGAAUCCGAAGAUGAUAUCCGACUGGGCAUGGCCGAUUCUGGUGCUGGGCUUCGAGUAGUACAAUGGCUUAGGGCGUCUGGCUUAGAAAACAAUCUCCAGUUUCUUUCCGAUCCUGUCCUAUUCCCAGCACUUAUACCUUUCAUGUAUGCUGAAGGACUCGAAGAAGUAGCUUGGCAUUGGAUGGCGCGUAUAGGUACCCGUGACGAGGCUGAUGAGAUCAAGGACGCUCAAUUUGCUGUCCUGUCCUCACUUCUAUACGCGAUUAUGAAGCAGACAAACACCUCUUAUUCCGGGCUCAAGACUAGCCUUGAUCCAUCGUACGAGGCCGUUAUCCGCGCAAACGAUAUCUUACCAAAGAAGAACGUAACACUCAAAAGUCUUAAGGAUAUCUGGGUUGAUUUAUCAUGGGCUUCCACCGUAUUCGCUUCGGAACGACCUAAACCUUCAGCUCAUUUAUUCGAAUCUUUCGUCAAAAUUGGGCGUCCUCUCAAAAUGCGACUUGAUUUAGCCCAUUUAGAACUUCACCAUCCAUUAACGCCGAAUCAUUUUGCCGCCGUUCAGUUCAUGCAUCGCAAUGCCAACUCGACCGACCUUCGCCCCAUAAUUAGGAAGAGGCUUCUCUGCUUAGCUAUGGAUACGGCUGAUCGGCUCAAGGAGGUUGGGGAUACUGAAGAAGUCUCAUGGGUUGAACGCUUCCUAACGAGAUUAGGCUACGACCUAAAUACAUGUAUCGGUAUCUUUAACGCUCUAGAGGGAAGUUUAAUUGCGUCAGAACUGCCUAUACGUCGUAUGUAGAUAUUCGUGGAAAUACGACAUGAUUAAUGAUUAUGGAGUUAAAUUGGAUGGUACUAUGGGAAAGGGAUACCUGCGAGGGCCGGCGUUUGGGGGCAUUGCACUCGCAUAGCUUUACAAUUAGGUACAUAUGCAUUUACCUCAAAACAUAAAUAUAAAUUCGUGGAAAGAUAUCACGAGAUACUCAUAAAUUCAUGAACAUUAUUAGAUCCUCGU